This is a messenger RNA of Penicillium daleae, 450 nucleotides long. RefSeq lists its product as uncharacterized. The transcript has a single exon. Bases 1 to 450 code for a protein of 149 amino acids. NCBI's taxonomy places the organism in Eukaryota, Fungi, Ascomycota, Eurotiomycetes, Eurotiales, Aspergillaceae. The record is from RefSeq and is a predicted model, not a curated record.
AUGGACGGGCUGGGCGCCGGUGCAAGUGUGAUGGCGGUUAUUUCGCUGGCCGCCCAGCUCGGUGCAGGGGCGUGCACUCUAAUAAAAUUCCUCGAAACCGUCUCAGACGCACCAGCCGAAAUCCAACGUCUCGAAAGCCUCCUCGAUCAAAUCUACGCGAUCGCAUCGUGUGUCCGGAACGCCCUCGAAUACCAGCGCAGUCUGUACGGCGAUAAGCAUAUCUUGGCGGACGAUAUUCACACAUCUUUACUGAAUUGUCAGAAAAAGGUCCGGAGGAUUGAGUGUAUUGUUGAUCGAUUUAAAGAAACCGAGAAUGGUCGGAGUGUGGUCAGUCGGAAAUGGGCUUCGUUCAAGUCGGCCUGGAAGAAGGAGGAUGUGCUGGAGCUGGAGCGGCAGCUUGGUCAGGCUAUCCAGAUACUGGAUAUUUCGCUCACGACGCAUUCGCUGUAG